GACUAUUGUCCAUAUAAUUUGCACAUUCCCAACUUUCUCGUGCGUAAAAACUGCCACGUUGUACGUGUAGAACAGCGUAGAAUUCAGCUAAGGUAAACGCUUCAGAACACCGAUAGGUUUCGCACUUCAUCAUUUCUUCUGGACGUUACGUGCACCUAACCAAAUAAAGUACUGGAUGGACUUAAAGUCAACAAUGCAUUCACGACGUGUUGGACCUUAUGUUUUGUUUCUGUUCGGAUUUUCUGGAUUUUGCGCGAUAGUGUCAUAUAAGGUAAUCUUCAGUGGAAGAGGUUCCAAGAAAGGUUCGAACCCGGACCUCAUUUGCCAACCGGAAGACCUCCUAGACACGCUCUUCAUACAGGAAGUGAAGACAAACCUCACAUUGCGCGUACCCAGUGCUGACUUCCUGUUGUCACGUUCCAGGGAGGAAUUGGCCGUGCUUUAUCACAGGUACAUAGAGUUGCCUCAGUUGCGAUGUGACCGGAAGCUGCGACUCGGUAACCAAGACGACGGCGGCUGGGACCUCUGUGAUGACAGAAACUUCCGGCCUGAGAAACCGUGCAUCGCUUACUCCUUUGGGAUCAAUAAUGACUUCAGUUUCGACGAUGCUGUUUCGAGUGAAUACGGUUGUACCGUGCAUUCGUUCGAUCCCAGCAUGGAUCUAAGGGACACACAACGCGGUCAUUUAAGCUACUUCCACGCGAGAGGAAUUUCCCACAUGGACCAGAUGGUUAAAGUGGGUGACACUGACUGGGAACUCCUAAAAUACAAUACCAUUCGACGGCGCCUAGGCCACGAAAGUGAGACGGUAUCUAUUCUAAAAAUAGACGUCGAGGGUUACGAAUGGGCGGUGCUUAAGGACAUCAUGGAAGAUUCGAAUUUAAUCGGCACGAAAAAUUUAGCGGUGGAAUUCCACCUUGAGCUAAGUGGCAAAGAACAAGGCAAAUCGCGUUAUUUACAGGCACUGGACGUUUUACGGCAAUUGUAUGAGAGCGGAUUUCGGAUCUUCUGGUCUCAUCAAAAUCAUUAUUGUCGCUUGGUAUCAAAGUGCCGGAAAGAAGUUAGAACCAAUUGUCACGACGUCAGCUUUGUGAAAAUCAGUUGAAAGACAAAAACAAAUCGACCUUAAAGAUUAAAGAAGUGUUUUAAAAAAAUCCAACUUAAUUUGGCAAAUGAGUAAGAACCUUCGUUCGUGGAUAUUAAGUUUGCUGACGCAGAUGCAAAGGCUACAAGUUAUUAAAAGCACCUCCAGAAAUGUUGUGGAGUUAAUUUAACAAAAGUCCCUCAUAUUUAGUUCGCUGACGCAGAUGAAAAUGCUACAAGUUGUUAACAGCUCCACCAUAAUGUGUGUGGAGUUGAUUUAACAAAAGUCGCUCUUUGCGUCUUGGUUUUGUGUAAAUACCGAACAAGCGCGUACAGAUGGAAUACUGCUUGCAAUAUUGAUGCAGUGAAUGGGGCACAGGCAAAUUAAAGGCAAGGCAGUCUGAUCAAGAUCGUGCUAAUGCCCACACGAAAUGUUUGAUAACAUAGAACGUUUCAUGCGCGGUUUUAUGCCCCCGGAUCGAAUGAUCGGGGGUAUAUUGUUUU
Messenger RNA from Dreissena polymorpha, 1587 nucleotides. Its product is annotated as probable methyltransferase-like protein 24. Lineage: Eukaryota; Metazoa; Mollusca; Bivalvia; Myida; Dreissenidae. The coding region runs from base 176 to 1105 and encodes 309 amino acids. The record is from RefSeq and is a predicted model, not a curated record. The transcript has 8 exons.